CAGCUCUUUUACUCGCCUUUAUAGAGCUUUGUGCGCUCUGAGACUGUUACGUCGAACCCCCUUGGAAAGUCUCCCACCUUUGCCACUCCAGACCACGAAGACCGUGUCCAUUGACGUCGCACAGAUAUCGUUGAUGACCGUCCGCGACUUCCUUCCCUCAAAUCCUCCUCCUAUUUACCUCCGUUCUGCGCCGCUUACCUCCGUUAACGCCUGCUCCACGACAUCAUGGCAGCGAACGAUCGCAUAGCGCAACUUAUGAGUACAGAAGACACUUCCGCUCCGACUGACAUAUCUCGUGCUACUUCGCCGGGUGGAGGCUGGCGAUCCACAAACGGACAUGUGUACGGGGAAGACAGAGGCAAACUCGAGGAUCGGAGUCGGCCUCGGACGUUUCCAUACUUCAGAUACCUUCCAUAUACCACAGAGGAUCCGUCAGUGAGCCAGGAGAAUCUCCAAACAUGCAUCGAGCACCUGUAUAUCGCGGUGGCGGCAGGCGACUUUGCUCCUGGGGCAGUACACUGGACAAGAGAGAUUCGGGGGUGGCUGUCACUAAAGUUCGACAUGCCGCGGGAUGUGAGGAUAAGCCUGGUUAAGCUAUACUAUGAACUUGCGCUUGCCCCUGGCCUGGACUACCUGGUUGCAGAGCGUUUUGCCAGCAUGUUUAUGGUUUUGACAAAACGCAAGCACUACCUGCGGCCCAAUAAAGACUUGACGCUCGAUUGGAGGCCGCUGUACAAGGAAUUGAAGGUGUUUGUUCUUCCUUCAGAAACAGGAACCUCGAGACCAGCCAAUGUGAAACGAAACAUUCGAACGUUGACGAAACUCUGCACAUUCGCACAGCUCUACUUCGACCCGCAAGAGAUACCGAAGAUGUUUGAAGAAUUCCUUCCAUUUUUUAGCACUUCUUUCACCGAAGAGGCAUACGUCGUGGUUGGGUUGCUAAACCUUCUCUUGCCCACGAAUCCUCCACCGGAAGGGCAGAAAGAGCUAUAUCCUCAACAUUUUCUACCCACAUUCUUCCAUAUAUGGUCGCUGAUCAACAGAUCGAGACUGUUCGAUAUUCAGUUUCUCGACAUCGCCUCCCGAAUGGCACGCGACACCCUGACAGUUGAACACAUUCCAUUUUCCCACCAUGGUAUAUUUACUGCAGAGCAAUCGGAGCUAAUAUUUACAGCUAUAUUGCGGAUGCUGGAGAUUCCAGUAGGGCAGGCCACUUCUCCUUAUAGCAGUACAGUAGAUCUCAUGGCGGGUUUGGCUAUUAUGCUAGAUCGGGAUCAACGAAAACAUCCUAUCGCUCACCAUAUUGCACGCUGGAUCGUCAUGUCCCUAUCGCCUGCUUGUCUGACACAUCCUGAUUCUAUCCUGGUGAAGCUGGAAGGACUAAUACAAGCCAUCGAAACAUUCUUUCAUCCUUCAAACUCUGGAAGCUGGACGAAAACACUGUCUCAGCUUGUGUUUUACUUGGCAGACUUCUUCGUCAUGAGAUGGAAUCGAGAGCAUAGCGGCGAGAUGGAAGUUCCAGAGUCACGGAGGCUUACUGCGCCGUUGCGAAGGCGAUUUGUGCUGUGCUUGAGGGAGGUUGUCUUUAUGGGAAUAUUUGCCAAAAGCGGUACAGCUAUGAGCUACUCUCUGCAAACUCUCCAAAGCCUUGCCUACCUUGAGCCGAACCUGAUCCUUCCAGGAGCUUUGCAGAAAAUAUAUCCCGCCAUGCAAGGUCUUGUGGAGGUGCAUAGGACGAUAUCCUCAAUUAGAGCUUUGCACAUGCUUUCGAAGAUUAUGGCACGCACAAAGGGCUUCAGGUGUCACGUCACAGCUGUCUUGGGUCUGGCUCUUCCGGGUAUUGACGCGAAUGAUUUGGACAAGACGCUCCACACGCUGUCGUAUAUCCAGGGUGUCUGCUACGUCGUUCCCUUCCACGACUUGACGAAAGAGCAAAAACAGAUCAACGGGUCUAGCAACGGUCACAGAGAAGGUGCAGAGACACCCAUCGAAGAGCCAGUUGACACUACGAUUGCCAUGCAGUGGAUCACGUCUCAAGUGGAGCGCCUCGAGAACGCAGGAGCAGGGAUCGAGAUUGAUUACAACGAGGAGUUGUCAGAUCAUGAGGAAGAGUUGAUCCUACGAUCGUCCACGACAGGGCUGUCGGAGUUUCUGAGUUCGUUCUUGGGCCGUGUAUUCACCCUGUUGGAGAACCUUCCGGAUGCCUCGCGAGUAAGAAGUGGCUCACCAGAGGAGAACGUUGUCAACACGCUUCCCGCAGCAAUGACUCCACUUCUUGCAGCUCUAUCGCCUGAGCUGUACGAUCUCGCUCUGGAGAAGAUUGCCAAUUUCGUUACCAAUCAUGUUAUACACCAAGCGCGAGAUGCAAUGGCGUUCAUUUGCAAUGGUCUGGUCAAGAUAAACCCGAAAAAGGCCCUUAAACGGCUAUUGCCUGAGCUCAUUGCACGGAUCAGAGAAGAGAUUGACGAGAACGGCGCUGGGUCUACUAGAACAACCGGUUCAGAAGUAUUCCCCAGGGAUCGCGCCUUGGUGUGGAAUAUCAGCCUGCUGAGCAUGUGCGUUGUGCAUAUUGGCGAUGCCGUCCUUGAUUGGCGACAGGAACUCUUCGAUAUCGCCCUAUUCAUGCAGGAGCGAUGCAAGGGUAUUCCUACCGUCCACAUCUCCAACUUCAUACACCACCUCCUGCUCAAUCUUACCAUGACCUAUACGAUCGACUAUGCGAUAUACGAAGAUGAGCAGGUAGAGUCCGGCUUGAGCGCAAAGAGUUGGGGCCACAUACCAGACCCCAAAAGCCUGGAUGUGAAAUGGCACAAGCCACGUCCCGAGGAGGUAGACUUUGCCGUUGAACUGUUCAAAUCGCAGGCAAACCACGCCAUAACAGCUUUAAAUGCGUUAACUGGAGACAAGUCACCUAUAAAGCGUGAUGGCACUGGUAAAGACUGGUCUGACGAGGUUUCGAGAAACCUUGUCCUACUCCGUCUCAUUCUAUCAGGGAUAUCAGUUCUUUUCGAUCCGAAGCAUCAACUGGGCGACGACCAUAUGGACAUCGACGACACAUCGACCCAGGCGAAUGGAGCUGAUACUGAAGGCCUCGAAGAAGAUGGGGGCCUCGGGGAGGCUGAAGAUGAAGAGGUCAAGCCAACGUUUCAGUACGAGUCGGGCUACCCGUUAGAGCGCGGAGGCUCACAAUACAAUAUGAUCCACGAACUUCGACGAGAUGUUGGCGAGACGCUUCAUUGUGUCCACGACUUCUUGACCACCCAGCAAGAAGAUGACGUACCGUGUUUCAAUUCCCUCUACAACGCCUACCGCUCGUGGUUUAUUGAUGUUGGUAUCGAACGCUCCGCACAUGUUCUCGACAGAGUCCAACGUCUGCUACAAGCCGACGUACACCCAUUCAAGUUCAGCGGACUUCGGAAAGACUAUCCUCGUCCUCUGCUCGUACGUCGCGCCAACGUGUACCAUCUGCAGCGCCUAAGGCACAAUGCAAAUCCUCGGCGCAAGACGGAGCUGGAGAAGAUUCUGUUACUAGAUUUGGCAUACUCGAGCGUAUCACUCUACACCGAAAUCAGACGAACUGCGCAGACGGCCAACGAAUCUGCGGUGAAAUGUAUCAUCGGAGCUCGACCUGUCGUGAUCCCGCCUCUACUCACAGCAUUGGAGAAAGCAGUGAAGGAGAAUGACUUUCCCCGGAUCAAGGGUGCAAUGUUCUCCCUCUUGUUCGGUAGUCUGGCAAAGACCAUCAGCCGCGACUGGCGGUUCACGCCCACUUUGAUCAAGGCCUUUAUAGAAGUCACCGGGGCUGAUAAGCCGUCCGUUCAAAAGCUUGCGUCCAACGCUACGUUCUCGGUAAUGGACAUGGGCAAACCCCUGGAGCGCAUGGUGAUUCUUGAUCAGGACAUUGUGGAAGGGAUUGCCGUGGCUUUUGAGAACCGCGAGUCGCCAGAGACGCAGGAUAAGAUCUCAAAACGACGCAACUUUAUCAAGAAGAAACGUACGAGGAUUGAAACUAAGAAGACGCAAUUGGCGAUUGAUCUGAUUGAACUUGCGCGAACGUCGCAUUGGAAGAAGGCAAGUCGCACGACAGCCAUUGUCGUCAAUCUUGGCACUCGUUUUGACAGCCUGGCAUCGCGGGAGUUGGUCGAUUUGAUCACCAAGGGAGCCAUAGAUCCGCAUCCGAGUCUCCGGGGGCUGUAUGCUGGUGCCUUAGUUGGACUGUUCUCUCUGAUCCAGACGCGGGCGCUGACUUUUCAUGACUAUGAGAAUUACCUUCUCGGCGAAGAGGAGCUUCCCGAUAAGACCGAGGUCCAUACAGGGCGUGGUGAUUCAGCCUGGACUCGGGAGUAUCUUGAAAGCUUUGCAAAGCCUGAAGCCAAGUACUACGUUGACUUCAACUACCCGGGAUGGCUAGUCUGGAACAAGAAGAUGCCGGUCUUCAAACCGGAGGCUCCCCCGCUCGACUAUGACGAGGUCGAAAUCAACACCCGCAAGCAGAUUGGCAAAUUGCUUGAUCGGCACUGGUUCUCGAUGUUUUUCGCAUAUAUGAAGCAGGAACCGAGAGAUUCGGGCGCUGAUCGGUUCAGGAUGUCGAGUGCGAUGAUGCUCACGCACGCUUUCGAGCUCGUCUUCGCCGGGCUUGCGGAGGCCAGCUUUGAGGAUGUCAAGGAUCUCACACAGUCUGUCUUUGGGGACGGAAGUGACAAACAUCAGCACCGAGCGACUGCGGAGAUUAUGGGAGCCUUUCUAUGCUGCGCACCGGACCUCAGGCCCGAGCUGCGGACAAAGGUUUGGGAAUAUACGUUUCCGCUCAUUCGGGACAUCUUCAAAGAUGGACUGACGCCGGAGAACUCGAAUUACUGGACGACGUUCCUGCAUCUUGUGCUCCAAGGCAAAGACCCGCGCCGUAGCUGGCCGCUCAUAGACUGGCUUGCUAGCUUCCGCCUCGACAUGACAUCGAACGCAGCGUUCAAGGAGAGCUCGAAGAUCCAGCUGUUGCAGCAGGCCAUUCUGGAUGCAGGCUGGCACUUUCAGCUGGAGAAGCCGAUCUUGGAAGACUUUAUGAAACACCUAGACCACCCUUACAAGGGAGUACGGGAGGCAAUGGGCACUACCAUUGCCAGUAUCCACAGGACUCGAUACCACGAGGCAUACCCAGACAUUGACAGCUUGAUGCAAGCGCAGCGUGAAUCGUCCUCGAUUGGUAUCCGUCCGUACCAGCCGAGCAAGGAGUAUGCCGACACCGUUACUGAGGUCUUUGAAAGGCUCGAAAGGUGGAGAAGGGAACGAGAGCCUGGGCAGCAGGCGCCGUCGUCGUACACGCAGGGCGGUAAGACGGUGCUGCUCUGGCUUGACUCUACGCUCGCCUCGUACGAGUGCACACAGCUCAUCCAGUUCUUCCCGAACGUGUUUACGGAGCAGCUGCUCCACAUGAUGGACAUUAAGGAAGACCCCGAGCUGCAGUCUCUCGCAUACCAUGUGUUCCGCCACAUGCCAAACAUCCCCCACCGUGCUGGCGAGGACGAGGAGUUCAUCUCGGCCCUCAUCCGCAUCAGUCGCAAUGCAACGUCGUGGCACCAGCGCCUCCGCGUGCUCAUCAACAUGCAGAUCAUAUACUUCCGCCGUCUCUUCCUCAUGUCCGAGAAGCAGCAGCAAGCGCUGUUUGACUGCGUAUCGGCCAUGCUUGCGGAUGCACAGCUCGAGGUCCGCCUGGGGGCAGCAACGACGCUGUCCGGCAUGAUCCGCUGCUCACCCCUCCACCUGCGCGACCGGAUGGUGAAGAAGUUCAAAGACCAGUUCACGGCCACGCUUCGAAGGAACCCACUGCCCAAGAAACGCAUGCCAGGCACGCCGACGCCAGACCACAGCAAGCUCAUCCUGACGCGGCACGCCGCGGUGCUGGGGCUGGGCGCGCUCGUGCAGGCCUUUCCCUACACGAGUCCGCCGCCCAGCUGGCUGCCGGAGGUGCUCGCGACGCUGGCGCUGCGCGCGGCAAACGACGCGGGCACGGUCGGCAAGAGCGUCAAGACGAUCCUGGCCGACUUUAAGAAGACGAGGCAGGACACCUGGCACGUGGACGUCAAGGCUUUCGAAUCCGAGCAGCUGGAGGACCUGGAGGGCGUGUUGUGGAAGAGCUAUUUCGCAUAGGCGGAGUGGGGGUGAUGCCUGUCUGCGCCUGGGCUGGGCCUGCCCGGUCUGUUUGGCCUGUUUGGCC
Messenger RNA from Pseudovirgaria hyperparasitica, 6211 nucleotides. RefSeq lists its product as uncharacterized. Lineage: Eukaryota; Fungi; Ascomycota; Dothideomycetes; Acrospermales; Acrospermaceae. Gene Ontology annotation, biological process: proteasomal ubiquitin-independent protein catabolic process. The record is from RefSeq and is a predicted model, not a curated record. The coding region runs from base 226 to 6144 and encodes 1972 amino acids. The transcript has 4 exons. Gene Ontology annotation, cellular component: nucleus; cytosol. Gene Ontology annotation, molecular function: peptidase activator activity; proteasome binding.